AUGACCGGUCAGGUUGCAAACAGAUCCAUCAGGAGAUCCUUGGGCAUCUUGAAGAGGGCGACAACCGAAGGACACAUGCCUGGGCUCGCAAGAUGGCGAACUGUGAGGUCUGGAAGAAUUCUAUGGUUCAAUGAACGAGACGAAGAGAAGACGUCGAAAAAGAAGGAAAAGAGGUCUGAUGGCGAUAUCUUAAGCAAGCAGGAAUCUAUGAGAGAUUCGGCCAGUCGUGAAUACAUCUUCGCCAACACGAGUAAGCUGUCCGUCGAAGCGCUUGAGGACCAGCUGUUUAGGUCGCGCCAGCUGCCUAUCCCUCCUCAUUUCUUUUCUGGGCUCAGACGUGGAGUGAGUGUGCAUCAUGCCGGAAUGAACAGACAGUAUUGGCAAGUUGUUGAGAUGCUAUACAGGAAGGGAUUCUUGACAGUCGUCAUUGCUACCGGUACCAUCUCCCUAGGCCUAAACAUGUCGUGCAAGACAGUCGUAUUCACUGGUGACUCGAUUUUCCUGUCGGCGCUCAACUACAGGCAGGCCUCUAGGCGUGCGGGUCGUCGCGACUUCGAUCUCCAGGAAAAUGUGGUAUUCCACAAUAUACCAGCCCAACGAGCAGCGGAAAUCAUAUCUGCCAAGCUGCUUGAUCUUCGUGGGCAGUUCCCCAUCUCGACUACUCUCAUUCUUCGCCUCUUCACCUUGCUCCGUGGAACCGAAAACUCAGACUACGCGACCAAUGCAGUCAAGUCUCUUCUGACACAAGCCCAACUGUUUCUAGGAGGCCCUCACGCACAGAUGACAAUCAACCCCCACCUACGGUUCUUGAUCGAUUCUCUUCGUCAGAAUGAGCUACUGUCAAGUGAGGGUGCACCGUUGAACUUCGCUGGUCUGGUUGGCCAUCUGUACUUCACGGAGGAUGCCGCCUUCGCCUUCCACGCGCUACUGAAAGCUGGAUAUUUCCAUGAGCUCUGUGCUGAGAUUUGGUCGCGGAGAUCAGCGGUCCUGCUCGAACUGAUGCUUGUUCUAUCACAUCUUUUCUGUCGCAUUCCAUGCCUGAAGCCCAGGAAUGACGUCAAGUGCUCGCCGUCAAUUGUUAUCCUCCCUAAUCUCUCAAAGAAAGCAUAUCAUUUCCUGAAGACACAUAACCGCGAUACUCUGGAGACUUUCCGGGCUUAUGUCGCGACAUAUGCUCAUCAAUAUCUACAAGAUAGUCUUGAUACACAGCUCCCGUUUUCAAAGCGUACAGUGAAGCCUUGCAUUCAGUGCCCCGAUGUAGCUGACCUUCUGCCGUCGCUUCAAGCAACUGCAGUAAAGUCUCCAUUCAGUGCACUUUUUGGGUUUACCGACAACUUCCAAAGCAUCGGAGAGCUGUGCAACAGUGUUCGAAGUGGUGUCUUCCUUGAAGAUCCUGCCAUACCGUAUAUUCGCAUUGUGCCAGAUGAAACAGGUGGAGUCCCUUGGAAUGCCUAUCUAUACGACUUUUACAAGCACGGAGACCUGACCGCAUUGGUCCGGGACAACGGAAUCAAGAGGGGUGAUGUCUGGUUCCGUCUAAAGGACUUUUUCGUCAUCCUAGCUACUAUCACGACGAGCUUGGGGAAUUUCCUGGAUCCAAAGGCGAAGGUGGAUAGUGUAGUCAUGGCCGACAUCCAGGACGCUAGU
Molecule: messenger RNA, 1647 nt
Organism: Neoarthrinium moseri
Lineage: Eukaryota; Fungi; Ascomycota; Sordariomycetes; Amphisphaeriales; Apiosporaceae
Exons: 2
Cellular component (GO): cytoplasm
Source: RefSeq, a predicted model, not a curated record